AUGAAGCCCACACUUCUCGUCCCUAUCAUCGCCGCGGCUGGUGUCCACGCCUCGCCCGCAGAGAUCUCGGAGCGCCAGAGCUGCCCUGGCGUCUACAUCUUCGGCGCCCGUGAGACGACUGUUAGCCCCGGGUAUGGCACCGCCGGCGGCCUCGUGAACCAGGUCUUGGCCGCCUACUCGGGCUCUCAAGCUUCGCCUAUCAGCUAUCCCGCUUGUGGUGGCCAGUCUUCCUGCGGCGGAGUCUCUUACGACCAGUCUGCUAGCCAGGGAACUACGGCUGUCAUCAGUGCUGUAAAUAGCCUCAACAGCCGAUGCCCGAACACGAAGAUUGUCCUUAUUGGAUACUCUCAGGGUGGUCAGAUCAUGGACAACGCCUUGUGCGGCGGUUCAGGCGCUACCCUUAGCGGCAGCGCGCUUAACGCUGUCAAGGCUGCUAUCUUCAUGGGCGAUCCUCACAAUGUCGCCGGUCUGCCUUACAACGUGGGUACUUGCACAGCUGGAGGAUUCGCCGCUCGUCCCUCAGGCUUCCGAUGCUCACCCGCCGAUCCGAGCAUCAUCAAGUCCUACUGUGAUAGUACGGAUCCGUACUGCUGCAAUGGCAACGACGCCAACUCUCACCAGCAAUACGUCAACAAGUACGGCUCCCAGGCCCUUGCAUUCAUCAAGUCGAAGGUCGAUGGCUCCAGCAACGGAGGUGGUAACGGAGGUGGUAACGGCGGUGGUAACGGAGGCGGGAACGGAGGCGAGAAUGGAGGUGGCAAUGGUGGUGGCAACGGAGGCGGUAGUGAUGGCUGCUCAGUCGCGAAAUGGGGCCAAUGCGGUGGCCAGGGCUACAGCGGCUGCUCGACUUGUGCUUCGGGAUCAACUUGCACUGCCCAGAGCCAGUACUACUCGCAAUGCCUGUAA
Molecule: messenger RNA, 906 nt
Organism: Xylaria bambusicola
Lineage: Eukaryota; Fungi; Ascomycota; Sordariomycetes; Xylariales; Xylariaceae
Product: cutinase-domain-containing protein
Exons: 4
Coding region: 1-906 (301 amino acids)
Biological process (GO): carbohydrate metabolic process
Cellular component (GO): extracellular region
Molecular function (GO): hydrolase activity; cellulose binding
Source: RefSeq, a predicted model, not a curated record